Dreissena polymorpha is the source of this 763-nucleotide messenger RNA. RefSeq lists its product as uncharacterized. The transcript has 4 exons. The record is from RefSeq and is a predicted model, not a curated record. Lineage: Eukaryota; Metazoa; Mollusca; Bivalvia; Myida; Dreissenidae. Bases 104 to 709 code for a protein of 201 amino acids. Gene Ontology annotation, molecular function: protein binding.
UAUCAACAUCCAAACGAAUUUCGGCACGUGGGUCGUUAUUAAAGAUAAGAACAUUUUGAGAUCGUUCCGAUUUCACUGAAACACAAACUGAAUCGCUAACAAUAUGCCAUCGCUUGAUGUUCUGCUAUUACUGCAGAUUGCCGUCGUUGUUAUGGGAGCAAUCCCUACCCACCAGCCCCACAUCACUCUCAAGCCUACUUCUGGCGGUGGGGAAGUAGACGCCGCCAUAAUGAAUCUCGACGUCCACUAUAACGACGCGCUGUGUCUUGCGCUCCUAUUGGUCGACUGCGCUACCCACGUGACUAACGGCGAUGAGCAAGUGUGCGGCUCCAAUGGGAUAACCUAUGACAACCACUGUCGUUUCACCCACGCAGUCUGCGAGACGCUUAAUUUUAAAGACCAUAAAAUAACAUUGAAAAGCCACGGCGCAUGUCCUCACAUCGCCGUUUCAAUCACAACGUCAGUCUCCAACACAACGCCGGCCACAGUCUCCAACACAACUCUGUCCACAGUAUCCCACACCACUGACUCCUCAGGCGACAUGAUGUUUAAUCUCUUCUGUACCAACGUCGCGUCAAUAACGUGCCCCAGCGAAUUAAAAGUGAUAUGCGGGUCGGAUAGCCAGUUCUAUCCCAAUAUGUGUGUCUUCACUAAAGAGAGAUGCAAGAAUACGUCACUGACCAUCAGUCAAGAUCCAAACCGAUGUUAGUUAUUUGUGCCCGAUUUGUUAUGUAUUUUAAAAUACAGCCAGUCCAGAUCGAAA